This is a messenger RNA of Prunus armeniaca (apricot), 2358 nucleotides long. NCBI's taxonomy places the organism in Eukaryota, Viridiplantae, Streptophyta, Magnoliopsida, Rosales, Rosaceae. The record is from the annotation of a GenBank genome assembly.
AUGGCCUUACGUGGGGAUGCGAGGAUGCUCGUUAUGCAAGUAAUGAUAUUGAUGAGACUGGUUGUAAAUGCAACAGCGGCAACAGCUCAAGCCCGGCCUAAUUGCCAAGACAAAUGUGGUAACCUCACAAUCCCAUACCCAUUUGGCAUGGAUGAAGGCUGUUACCUUCGACCAGAAUUCAACAUCACUUGUGAUCAAUCCACCCAACCGCCGUCAGCCUACUGGACGGGCGGUAUGAACAGGAUUACCGACUUUUCUGUCGCUGAUGGCGAGUUGCAAAUAAUGCUAGAUGUAGCCAUGGAUUGUUAUGAUGAUUCGGGUGAGGAAACAGCAGACAGCUCCUCUACUUCGCUACAGCUACCUCCUCCUUACAGCAUGUCCCAUACACAAAACAAUUUCACCACAGUGGGCUGUGACACUAUAGGAAUCUUUUUGGGUGAGCGCUCAGGGGAUGGAGGCCCAAAGAAAGAAAAGGUCAAAGUCGGCAAUAGCGUCACCUUGUGUGAUGAUAUUCUUGGCGACGCACUUCCAGACUCUUGCGCUGGAUUUGGCUGUUCCCAAGCUUCCAUCCCUGGUGGACUGCGAAACAUUUCCACUUUUCUUUUAAGCCUGACUGUCAGCAAUCGAUCGGGGAUUGAUAAUCCGUGGUACGCUAAGUACCCUUGCAGCUAUGCCUUCAUUGUGGAACAAGGCAACUUCUCAUUCAACCCCAACACAACUUUUCAAGAACUCAACAACUCAAGGCAGCUUCCAGCAGUUCUGAAUUGGGCAGUUGAGGGUGAGUCAUGUGAUGCAGCACAACAGAACCCCAACUUUCCAUGCAAGGAAAAUACCAAGUGUGUCGAACGGACGACCAUCGGUGGUGGUCCGCCUGCUUACAUUUGCCAGUGCUCGUCAGGUUAUCUAGGGAACCCGUACCUCCCAGAUAGUUGCCAAGGAAAGCUAAAGAUUGGAAUUUUGCAUGAUGUUAAUUGUGAUAAAUUUGGUUUUCCUUACUAUUCAGAUAUUGAUGAGUGCAAGGAUUCAAACCCCUGCAGUAUUGGAACGUGCAUAAAUUUACUUGGAGAUUAUUAUUGUAAAUGUCCCAAAGGGUACAAAAACGACGGCAAGAAUAGAAGGAGUUGCAUCAAACACAAUCCCAGGAAUCGAUGGAAGAUCAUUCUUCUGGCUGUUAUUUUAUUGGGUGUCAGUGCAGGCCUCUUGGUUUUACUAAUUGGAAUUUCAUGGAUAUAUUGGGGAAUGCAUAGAAGAAGGCUCAUGAAACUCAAAGAAAAAUACUUUAAAGAAAAUGGUGGCUUAUUGUUACAAAAACAACUCGCAAGUCAAGGAAGUUCCAUGGAGACAACAAAAAUCUUUACGGCAGAAGAACUUGAGAAGGCCACAAACAAUUACCAUGAAAGUCGAAUCCUUGGUGAAGGAGGAUAUGGAACGGUUUACAAGGGAAUAUUACCAGAUAACAAAGUGGUUGCCAUAAAAAAGUCCAAAAUUGGUGUCUCAACUCAGAAGGAGCAGUUUGUUAAUGAGAUGAUUGUUCUUUCUCAAAUCAACCAUAGAAAUGUGGUGAGGCUAUUGGGUUGCUGUUUAGAGACACCAGUGCCUUUACUAGUUUACGAGUUCAUCACCAAUGGCACUCUUUUUGAGCACAUUCAUAAUACAAAGGGCAAAGGAUCACCACUUUCAUGGGAAUUACGAUUGAAGAUAGCAGCAGAAACUGCAGGAGCACUAGCAUACUUACACUCCUCUACUUCCAUGCCAAUCAUACACAGAGAUGUGAAAACAACUAACAUACUAUUAGAUGGGAAUUACAUAACAAAAGUGUCAGACUUUGGAGCUUCAAAAUUGAUUCCUCUGGAUCAAACUCAACUAACAACUUUAGUACAAGGGACACUCGGAUACUUAGAUCCUGAGUACUUCUGUUCAAGUCAACUAACAGAAAAGAGUGACGUUUACAGCUUUGGAGUUGUCCUUAUGGAGCUACUAACAAGCAAAGUGGCACUUUCUUUUGACAGGCCUGAGAAAGAGAGAAACCUAGCGAGCUUCUUUGUUUGGUCAAUGGAGGCGGAUCUCUUGAAUCAAAUUCUUGAUGAUGAAAUAGUCAAGGAGGGAAAUAUUGAGACACUAAAAAACAUGGCCGAUCUCGCAAGAAGGUGUGUAAAGUUAAAAGGGGAGGAUAGGCCUACCAUGAAGGAAGUAGCAAUGGAGCUAGAAGGAAUGAGAAUAAUGGCAAAGCAUCCAUGGGGGAAAGCUGAUUGUCCAGAGGAGACCGAGUACUUGCUUGGGUUAGCUAAGUCAUAUCGUGCUAGUGGAUAUGACAGCAUGCAAAUCCAGAUGUUAAUGCCAUAUGGUAAUGGUCGAUAG